AUGGCCAUUCAACCAGUUCCAACCUCGACUCAAAUACUUGUUGUUGGUGGCGGACCCGCCGGAAGUUACGCUGCUGCGGCUUUGGCUCGAGAAGGUUUUGAAGUUACUCUUCUCGAAGCUGCGAAGUUCCCUCGUUAUCACAUCGGCGAGAGCUUGCUCCCGUCGGUCCGCCGUUUCUUGGCAUUUAUUGGUGCGGAGGAAUUGGUCAUGAACCACGGGUUCACAGUUAAGCCUGGUGCUGCAGUCAAGCUGAACCAGUACAAGCGGGAAGGCUAUACGGAUUUUAUAGCAAUGAACCCAGCCAAUGGGUGUUGGAACGUGAUUCGAUCAGAAUUUGACGAUUUGUUAUUGCGCCAUGCUUCAAAAUGUGGCGCGAUCGUAUUCGACAACACAAGGGUCACUGAACUUCAGUUCGAGGGUGACAGACCUGUUUCAGCCAACUGGAAAAACACCAGCACCGGAAUAGAGGGCCGUAUCUCUUUCGACUAUCUAGUCGAUGCGUCAGGCAGGAAUGGGAUCAUGUCCACAAAGUACCUCAAGAACAGACGCUAUAAUCAAGCCCUCAACAACGUUGCAUGCUGGGGAUACUGGGAUGGAACUAACUCUUACAUGCCGGGUACUACUCGCGACAAUGCUGUCUGGAUUGAAGCACUUGAAGACGAGUCUGGAUGGGCUUGGUUCAUCCCUCUUCACGAUGGAUCCACAUCUGUGGGAAUCGUGAUUGAUCAAGAGUCAAGCAACCGCAAGAAGAAGGCUUCCCGUGCGGCAUCAGGAGGAUCUGGCUCAAAUCUCCUGGCUCAUUAUAAGGAAGAAUUAAGGAGAGCUCCUGGAGCCAUCGAAUUGAUCGGAAAGGGCACUCUCCGAAACGAUGGCACACCGGAAGCUGUGAAAUCUGCGAGCGACUUCAGCUACUCUGCUUCCUCCUAUGCUGGGAAUCAUUUCCGCGUGGCGGGGGAUUCUGGAGCAUUCAUCGACCCAUUCUUCUCAUCUGGAGUCCAUUUGGCUUUCACAGGAGGACUUUCGGCUGCUCUUACAAUUGCUGCGUCGAUUCGAGGACUAACCAGCGAAGAGGAUGCCCAACGUUGGCACACCUCAAAGGUUGGCAGCUCUUACACGAGGUUCCUUCUCGUCGUCCUUGGGACCUAUAAACAGAUUCGGAGUCAGGCCAUGCCAGUCAUGAGCGAUGUGGAUGAGGACAAUUUUGACAAAGCCUUUGAUAUCCUCAGACCGGUGAUACAAGGAACAGCAGAUGUUGGUAAGACUUUAACAGAAGAUGAACUCCAGAAAACUAUGGACUUCUGUCGUCACAUCUUUGCACCGACUGAUCCAGAGAUGCACUCUGCAGUCAAAUCUAGAUUGGAUCCUACUCUAACCUCCCCAGACGCCCCAAUCAUGAUAGAGGACGACAUUGAUCGUUUGCUCGGAAAUACCGAUGAAGAAGCCAAGACCGUUUUGAGUGAGAUCAACGCGCGAAAGCCCAUUCAUACGAUGUACAACCCUACGGAGUAUUUUGCCGCGGAGGAACACCUUGGUUUCAAAGCUGUCUUAGAACGAGGCAAAUUGGGUUUGGUGACAGCGUAG
Molecule: messenger RNA, 1581 nt
Organism: Suillus fuscotomentosus
Lineage: Eukaryota; Fungi; Basidiomycota; Agaricomycetes; Boletales; Suillaceae
Product: putative halogenase
Exons: 12
Coding region: 1-1581 (526 amino acids)
Molecular function (GO): catalytic activity; FAD binding
Source: RefSeq, a predicted model, not a curated record